This is a messenger RNA of Closterium sp. NIES-67, 3370 nucleotides long. NCBI's taxonomy places the organism in Eukaryota, Viridiplantae, Streptophyta, Zygnematophyceae, Desmidiales, Closteriaceae. The record is from the annotation of a GenBank genome assembly.
UCUCUGUCUGCAUCAGAAGGCAAGGCGCGUUUCGGCUACCAGCAUUCCCUGGAAAUCCGCGAGGAUGAGAGGUUGAUCAGGAGAUGAGGGAAGGCUAGGCGGCCAUUGAGAAGGGGGGAGAAGGAGGCAUCGCCUAUGGGAGAAGCACCUUCCAAGAGGCCCUCCCGCCGCCGCCAGUCCUCCAGGCGGCAGCGCUGGGCGGCAGUGACGUCAUCAUGGGCGGCGGUGCUUGUCGUGGCGCUGGGCCUGCUGACGUGGACACUGUACCUGUACUCUGCCACCCACCGCCUGCUCUCUCAGCCCUCGUCCUUCAGCUCCACUCGCUCCUCCACCCCUCGCAAGCUACAGCAGGAUAUGGCAGUUGGGAGGAGGGAGGGACGCAAAGGGGAAGACAAAGAAGAAGAGGAAGAACCAACGCAAGCGGAUGAUGAUGGUGAAAGGGGGCGUAGGGAAGAAGGGGCAGGGGACGUUAGGGUGGAUGGAAUAGCAGGGAAGGCGGGGAGCCCGCAGCAGCAAGAGCAGGGGGGGCAGAAACGGGAGGGCGAGCAGGGCGAGGGGCAGGGGAGUAGAGCGGGUUUGACUCAUGGACUAGAAUUGGGAGACAGUGAGAUGCACAGGGGAGGGGUGGAGCAGGGGGGAAAGGAGAGGGAGGGAGGGAGAAGAGAGGGAGGAAGAGAGGAGGGGGUUGGAGAGAGGGAGGGGGUACCGCUGUCCCUAGAAGCACAGGUGAAGGCGUUGCAGAAGCAGCAGGCAGAGGUGCAGUCGUGGGAGGAGGAGGUGAUCAGGAGAAUAGGGGCGGUGGAGACGAGGGAGAGGGAGGCUAAGAGGAGGGAGAAGGUGAUUGACGGGAAGGAGACGGAAAUCGCUUGGAGGGAGAAGGAGUGGCGGAAAGAGGCAGAAUUGAGGAGAGUGGGGUCAGAAGGAGAGGAUGAAGGGGUUGGCCUGGGGAGGAGAGUGGGGGCAGCAGGGGGGGGUGUCAGCGGUGGCAUGCGGCAUGAUGUAAUGGAGGCCCUUCAGAUGCUGAAACUGACUGUGAAAGCGCUGGAGGACAACAUCGAGAUGGUGCUGAAUACUGAGGCCGGCCUGCACCCCCACGCCUUCAAUGCAAGUGUGGCGUUCCUGCAACUGCCACCCGGCUCGGUCGAAAUUCCCGCUCACACUCACAGUCACCCCAGGGAAACUGCUGCGCCUGUUGCUGCUGCCCCAGCAGCAGCAGCAGCAGCAGAGGCAGGAGCAGAAGCAGCAGCACUACAGCUGUCAGCGGGAGAGGCAGCAGCAGCAGCCACAGCUCCCAAAGCCCCAGACCGCCCCAAGCAGUACAUUCGUCCGAGAGUGCAGGGCCCGCUGGUGAUAGCCGGCAUGGUGUACAACAGGGUGUUUGACGGGGAUUACACAAGAUUCUGGGCGCUGCAUGUGUGGCAGUGGCUGGAGUAUCACCGCUACGCUGGAGUGACUCGGUUCUAUUGGUACGACGAGGCGAGGAGCACCGAGGAAGACCAGGAUGUGGUACUCGCCCCAUACGUCGAUGCCGGACUGCUGGUGUACCACCGAGUGCGGGAGCUGCCGUUUGUGGAGGGCAACUUCACAGCAUAUCUUGAGAGGAUGUUCCGGUGCAAGCAGGGGGCAGCAUUCAACCACUGGGUGAAGCAAUAUGCCUCGGAGGUGCAUUGGGCUUUCCACGUUGAUAUUGAUGAGUACUUCUUCUCGCCGGCUGGCACACCGCCCGGCUUUCUUCGUCACUACCUGCAGACUUUACCGAAUACGACAAUACAGGUUCUGGUUCAAAACCUCUUCUUCCUGGGAGACCCCAUUGGUCCCGACACCGACACGCUGCUUGAGCGCUACACGCUGCGCAUGCCGAACUCGUCGGAGCGCCACCGCACCAAGCCCCUCGCAUGGCUGCCCCUCGCGGCACAUCUCACGGAUGACUGCAUCAACCCGCACUCGUGGCCCGUCAUGGAGAAUGGGCCGCCGCCUCUGGUGGAUACGAGGGUGAUGAGGCUGAAUCAUUACUGGGGGGAUCGCGCUGGGGUGAUUUCGGACAAUACCCCGAUCUACACGAUGGAUGUUACGAUGAUGGACGAGUAUGGCGAUGGGCUUGUGAAGGAUGAGUCAGCCAAGCCCAUGGGCGCGUGGCUGCGGCAGCGCAUGCAGGUGGCGUGGGCGGUGAUAUCGGCACAGGCAGUUCGCAAGGAGAGAGUGCGGCUCAGGAAGCAUGUGGCUGAGGUUAAGACACGUGUCAAACAGCUAGUGGCUCUAGUGCCUAAGCUGCUUAAGAGAGGAGGAGGCGAGGGAGUGGGGAGGGGAGAGGGAGGAGAGGGAGGGGAAGAGAGUGGGGGAGUGGGGGUGUUGGAGGUUGGAGGGAGUGUGGAGGUGAGUGGGUUCGCUGGGGAUGAUGGCAUGGGGGGGGGCGGUGGAGGGGAGGGCGGUGGGGAGGAUGGUGAUGGUGGUGGGGAUGGUGAUGGGGAUGGUGACAUGAUGCUGGGAGGGGGUCUCAUGAUGGGUGAUUUCUUCUUCGCCGAUCUGCUCAAUGCCACCAAUGCUGCCAAUGCCACAAACGCUACUGCCGGUGCAAAUGUUACCAGGAGUGCCGAUGUUACCAUUGGUGCAAGUGUUACCACUGGUGCAAGUGUUACCGCUGGUGCAGACGGUACAAUAACCAGCAAUGCAAGCACCAGAGCAGCUGGAAACGAUUCUUUGCCCGCAGCCGCACGCACUGGAGCAGUUGUUGGGAUUGAGACGCCUCAAAAACCACCCGUGGCACCUGUGGCACGCGUGGCACUUGUUACCAGUCGAGAAGAGCCAAGCAGGAUGGAGGUGAGGCUUGGGGAUUCAGCAGCACUUGUCGAUAGGGAUGCUGCUGCUGGGUUUCCAGCUGACAACACUGCUGCUGCUGCUGCAAGGGCUGGUGCAGGUGGGGUGGCAGCAGGAGUCUCAGGGGUUAGUGAAGGUAGAGAUACAGGGGGGGGGAUAGCAGCAGGAGUCUCAGGGGCUAGUGAAGGUAGAGAUACAGGAGGGGGGAUAGCAGCAGGAGUCUCAGGGGUUAGUGAAGGUAGAGAUACAGGAGGGGGGAUAGCAGCAGUUGAUGCAGCAAGGGACCAGACAGGUGCUGGCAGCAGCAGCACUGCUGCAGCUGGUGCAGGUGCUGAUGCAGGGAAGGUGGCAGCAGGGGUCUCAGGGGGUAGAGGUGGAGAGAUACAGGGGCGGCAUAUUAGCAGUUGAUACAGCAAGGGACCAGUCGGGUGCUCGGGAAAGUGUUGUUGAAGGAAGGAUGCAUGUAGCAGCCGAAUAAAGCGUGUGGAAGGACCGUGUUGAAGACUAGAUAAGACUAUUGAUACACUUUGAUGUGUCAUAAAGUAUGAUACGGUAC